This is a messenger RNA of Geodia barretti, 2923 nucleotides long. Lineage: Eukaryota; Metazoa; Porifera; Demospongiae; Tetractinellida; Geodiidae. The record is from the annotation of a GenBank genome assembly.
CCCUGGGAUUGCCCCGCGUAUAUAGUGUGGUGACAGUGGAAUAGUGUUCGCAGGUAGUUUGGUGACAGUGGAAUAGUGUUCGCAGGUAGUUACUUCUUUUGAGGGGCAAUGAUACCCCAAGCCCAGCUGCCUAGCUGACGCGAAGAAGGUCGCCACCGCAAGCUGACUUUGCUUACUGGAGUAUCGUAGAAUUGUCGUGUUUAUCCUGCCUAGAGAUGAAAAGCUGGUCUAGAAAGAUUGCUUGCUUCGUUGUGUUGUGUUGGUUCUGCAGAACCACUUUGCUCGUCAAUGCUCAGCUGGAGGAAGCAAACUUUCAAAUCUUAUACGAGUAUUUCCUUAACAUCCCACUGUGUAAUUUAGGGUGUACUGGUCUUCCAAAGGACGUCAAGGUCAUACAUUUGGUUUAUGUCUUGCAAUAUGUUCCCAAACCCCUUCCAACCUGGCAUCAGCUCAUUUACGAUCAUCCUUUUCAUACCCUCGAGAACGGUGACGUUAUUGUUUUAGAUUCUUCGUUGGGAUGGCUGUCAUAUGCCAUUGUCAGCAACACUGAUCCCGGUGCUGGGAGAGUUAUUUGCUUUGCCAAUGAGCAUGCGCAGCCUGUAUUUGAUGUGUCAGCUUUGUUUGAAUCUGGCAAUGUACGCCUGAGAGAGAUCCCUAUUAAUUUGUUGAGAGCUGUUAUGAACUCUACCAGUUUCACCAUUGUCAAGCAAGAAAACAAAGUGUUAACUUUACAGCGUGCGUUGGUGUUGUUGAGAGACAACCCAAAGUUUAAUCUUUUCCGGUUCAACUCUGAGCAUUUUGCAACCGGUGCUUUAAUGGAGGAACGAGUAAGCAACCAGAUUACUAAUCUGCAGGGGCACAUUAAGAAACAUCUAAUUAGUGGUGGGCUGGCAGCAGCAGGCACGAAAGAAGGAAGCCAACUUCUAAAUUUGGUUCAAAAACAGUUGAUGUUAGGAAUGUCCAAGGCCACAGAAGAAACUGUUAAAGUUGGAGUAAAGCAAGCCGCCAGAGAAGGAGUGAAGCAAGCAGCCAGAGAAGGAGUAAAGCAAGCCGCCAGAGAAGGAGUAAAGCAAGCUGCCAGAGAAGGAGUGAAGCAAGCCGCCAGAGAAGGAGUAAAGCAAGCCGCCAGAGAAGGAGUAAAGCAAGCUGCCAGAGAAGGAGUGAAGCAAGCCGCCAGAGAAGGACUAAAGCAAGCCGCCAGAGAAGGAGUAAAGCAAGCUGCCAGAGAAGGAAUAAAGCAAGCCGCCAAAGAAGGAGUAAAGCAAGCUGCCAGAGAAGGAGUAAAGCAAGCCGCCAAAGAAGGAGUAAAGCAAGCUGCCAGAGAAGGAGUGAAGCAAGCCGCCAGAGAAGGAAUAAAGCAAGCCGCCAAAGAAGGAGUAAAGCAAGCUGCCAGAGAAGGAGUAAAGCAAGCCGCCAGACAAGGAGUAAAGCAAGCCGCCAGACAAGGAGUUAAGCAAGCGGCCAGAGAAGGAGUAAAGCAAGCUGCCAGAGAAGGAAUAAAGCAAGCUGCCAAAGAAGGAGUAAAGCAAGCUGCCAAAGAAGGAGUAAAGCAAGCCGCCAGAGAAGGAAUAAAGCAAGCCGCCAAAGAAGGAGUAAAGCAAGUUGCCAGAGAAGGAGUAAAGCAAGCUGCCAGAGAAGGGGUAAAGCAAGCCGCCAGACAAGGAGUAAAGCAAGCCGCCAGAGAAGGAGUUAAGCAAGCGGCCAGAGAAGGAGUAAAGCAAGCGGCCAGAGAAGGAAUAAAGCAAGCCGCCAAAGAAGGAGUAAAGCAAGCUGCCAAAGAAGGAGUAAAGCAAGCCGCCAGAGAAGGAAUAAAGCAAGCCGCCAAAGAAGGAGUAAAGCAAGCUGCCAGAGAAGGAGUAAAGCAAGCUGUCAGAGAAGGGGUAAAGCAAGCCGCCAGAGAAGGAGUCAAGCAAGCCGCCAGAGAAGGAGUAAAGCAAGCCGCAAGAGAAGGAGUUAAGCAAGCCGCCAGAGAAGGAGUUAAGCAAGCGGCCAGAGAAGGAGUUAAGCAAGCGGCCAGAGAAGGAGUAAAGCAAGCCGCCAGAGAAGGAGUAAAGCAAGCCGCCAGAGAAGGAGUUAAGCAAGCCGCCAGAGAAGGAGUAAAGCAUGCCGCCAGAGAAGGAGUGAAGCAAGCCGCCAGAGAAGGGACAAAGCAUGCCGCCAGAGAAGGAGUAAAGCAUGCCGCCAGAGAAGGAGUGAAGCAAGCCGCCAGAGAAGGGACAAAGCAUGCCGCCAGAGAAGGAGCAAAGCAAGCCGCCAGAGAAGGAGCAAAGCAUGCCGCCAGAGAAGGAGCAAAGCAUGCCGCCAGAGAGGGAGUAAAGCGUGCCACCAGAGAAGGAGCAAAGCGUGCCGCCAGAGAAGGAGUAAAGCGUGCCGCCAGAGAAGGAGUAAAGCAAGCCACCAGAGAAGGAACUAAACAACUCGUGAAGGAAGGAUCAAAGUCUGUAUCAACAGCAGCUAAGAUUGUCAAUGGAGUCAAGAAUGGUGCCAAAUCAGGAGUUGUUUUUGGGGUAUUUGUGGAAGGGGUGUUUCUAUCUUAUAGAUUGCAACAGUCAUAUAACCAGUUCAGUCGGGAGGAAAUUAGUAAAAGGCAGUUUCGUCGCCAGGUCAUGAGUGAUGUGGGGUCUUCUGGUGGCUCAUGGGCUGGGGGAGCCGUUGGAGCUGCUGUUGGAACAGCUGUGUUUCCAGUGGUGGGGACAUUUAUUGGAGGGGUUGUUGGAGGAAUACUGGGCAGCUUUGUGGGGUCGAAAGUUGGUGAGGCCACUGAUCACGUAGUGUUUGAACUGUAAAGUAUCAUUUAGCUUUCACUACAAAUUCCCAAAUGACACUUCCCUUUUCUUUAACUGGUAAAUGUGUAAUUAUGCAUAAUGCUGGAUUCAUGUAAGUGUUUUAUAACAUGGUUUACAGUAAAUAUUCUCCUGAUUUA